Molecule: messenger RNA, 4925 nt
Organism: Neogale vison (American mink)
Lineage: Eukaryota; Metazoa; Chordata; Mammalia; Carnivora; Mustelidae
Gene: TRIM25
Product: tripartite motif containing 25
Exons: 10
Coding region: 29-1990 (653 amino acids)
Molecular function (GO): protein binding
Source: RefSeq, a predicted model, not a curated record
CGCGUCCCGUCCAGUCCCCAGGAGCGCCAUGGCGGAGCUGGUCCCCCUGGCCGAGGAGCUGUCGUGCUCCAUCUGCCUGGAGCCUUUCAAGGAGCCGGUCACCACGCCCUGCGGCCACAACUUCUGCGGCUUGUGCCUGGACGAGACGUGGGCCGUCCAGGGCUCGCCGUAUCUGUGCCCGCAGUGCCGCGCCAGCUACCACGCGCGACCGCAGCUGCGCAAGAACACCGUGCUGUGCGCGGUGGUGGAGCAGUUCCUGCAGGCCGAGGAGGCCCGGGCGACGCCCCCGCCCCCCGACGACUGGAAGCUGCCCACCCGCGCCGCCGCGCCCAGCCCGGCGGGCCCGGUGGCCUGCGACCACUGCCUGAAGGAGGUCGCCGUCAAGACGUGCCUGGUGUGCAUGGCCUCCUUCUGCCGGGAGCACCUGCAGCCGCACCUGGACAGCCCCGCCUUCCGGGACCACCAGCUGCAGCCCCCAGUCCAGGACCUGAUGCGUCGCAAGUGCCCCCGGCACAACCGGCUGCGGGAAUUAUUCUGCCCCCAGCACGACGAGUGCAUCUGCCACAUCUGCCUAGUGGAGCACAAGGCCUGCUCGCCUGUGCCCCUGAGCCAGGCCAGCGCCGACCUGGAGACCAAGCUGAAGCAUAAGCUGACCGUCAUCUACAGUCAGAUCAACGGGGCCUCGAGGGCUCUGGAGGACGUGAGAGCCCGGCAGCACGAUGUGCGGGAGGCUACGAAUCGGAGGAUGGAGCAGCUGAGACAGGAGUACAUGGAAAUCAAGGCGCUCAUCGACGCUGCAGAGGCCACCUCCACUCGGAAGAUAAAGGAGGAGGAGAAGAGAGUCAAUACCAAGUUUGACAACAUCUACCAGAUCCUUCUCAAGAAGAGGAGUGAGAUCCAGAAUCUGAAGGAGGCGGUUGAACUUGUCCUGACCAAGGGGGACGAGUUCGAGUUUCUGGAGAAAGGGCUAAAGCUGCAAGGAGUGUCCACAAAGCCGGUCUACGUCCCCAAAGUGGAGCUAAAUCAGGAGCUGAUAAGGGGCGUCUGUCAGGGCACCUCAGACCUCAAAGACGAGCUGAAGCGGUCUAUCAGGCAGUCCCAGGACAAGAAGCCCGAGGAGCCCACCAGCUCAGGGAACCCUGGAGAGCAUGGCCCAGCACCCACGCACAAACCCACCCACUCUGCGAAAAAGGCCCCUAAAGAAGAAAAGAAACCCAAGAAACCUCCCCCCGCCUCAGCCUUCAAGAUGCCCACCUUUGGAGCCUCGGCCACCAAGAUGCCCACCUUCGGAGCCCAGGGAGAGUUCGUGGAUCCGGAGGGUAUAGGCAAAGCCCCCACUGCACAGCCCAACGCGGCGGCCGUCAAGGCCAAGGUGCUGGAGACCUUCUUAGCCAAGUCCAGGCCUGAGCUCCUGGAGUAUGCGGUUAAAUUCAGCCUGGACUACAACACGGCCCACAACAAGGUGGCGCUGUCGGAGAACUACACGGUCGCCUCUGUGGCUGAAUCACCCCUGAACUACCAGCCGCAUCCCAAGAGGUUCAUGUACUGCUCUCAGGUGCUGGGCCUGCACUGCUACAAGAAAGGGAUCCACUACUGGGAGGUGGAGCUGCAGAAGAACAACUUCUGCGGGGUGGGCGUCUGCUACGGCAGCAUGCCGCGCCAGGGUCCCGAGAGCCGGCUGGGCCGCAACAGCGCCUCGUGGUGCGUGGAGUGGUUCAACACCAAGAUCUCUGCGUGGCACAACAACGUGGAGAAAACGCUGCCCUCCACCAAGGCCACGCGGGUCGGCGUGCUGCUCAACUGUGACCAUGGCUUUGUCAUCUUCUUUGCCGUCUCCGACAAGGUCCACCUGAUGUAUAAGUUCAAAGUGGACUUCACGGAAGCGCUGUACCCGGCCUUCUGGGUGUUCUCUGCUGGUGCCAUGCUCUCCAUCUGCUCCUACAAGGAGUCUGCAGCCGCUGCGUGCUCUUCCCCAGGUGAUGUGGCGUGAGCUCCUUUGCUGCCUGGAAAAGCCUUCGGAUCUUAGUGUUUUGAUUACUUCCAUAGGGCUAUUCAACUCAAUAGAUUUUUUUAAAAAUUCCAAAAUAACUGAAUUUCAAUAUUAUUCAUCCUUCCCCCCCUAACGUGGGGGGAUUCGGGUAUUUUAUGUCUACCCAUGGCAGAUCUCCACCCAGAUCAGAGUUUCUGGAAGGUGUGUGUCCUCUCCCCCCACUUGAGAAGAGCCCUGCUCCCCUUCCUCUUCUCCUACCUCACACACCCCAUCGAUGGUUUUCAGAUGUUCAAUGCAACAGGAAACUUUCCAGGCUAAGGUUUCGAACCAUGAUCUGAAUCAGCCUCUGUGGAAUUUGUGAUUCAAGGUCAAGGUGACCCAGGUCCCAUGGAUGGAAACCCCUCCCGUUUCCCACUCUCGGCAGACAUUCUUUGACUGUACCCAGAGCUUGGGGGAGGCCUUCUUCCUGUAGCUUAGGCUUUGGGGCAAGGAACUCCAUGGGGCAAGAGUGACCCUGCUCUGGGUUGACAGAGUGUGGUGGUUUUGUUCCUACUAGAGUGUCGUCUUGCCCUCCUACGGCUGACUGGACUCCGUGACAGCCUUUCCUCCCCAGGACUGAGAUCCUGGAUUGGCUGGUGGAGAGACCACGGUGGCCAGCACAGGACAGCUAGGCUUUCUCUCCAUAGCCUGUAGUCACAUGGGCAGGUCUUGCGGGGCUGCCUCCGGGACCACACUAGCUCACCUGCUGGGGUGACUACCUGUGGCCCACAGCCUUUCUGGCAGAUCCCUGGGAAGCAGGAGCAUUCCUGUUUAUCCCCGGCCACAGGCUGUACACCCGGGGCUGGCCCUCAUGGCAGUCAGAAAUCUGUCACUCGCUCUAGCCCCUGCUCUUUGCCUCCUUUGAGCUAAUUCCAGAUAUUGGGCUUGACCAGGCUAGGGGGCCCAGAGACUUUAAGGGCCAGGGAGAGAAUGCCCCACGGGGCUCAAGCACAAGGGGCUAAUUUUCCUGCAGCAUUUCUGUGCAGUGAAAAUAACCCCAGUUUGCAAAGGAGAAGGAGGGAAUGGACCGCCAGAAUUUCCCGAGCUCCUUAUAUCCUGAUGGGAUGUAAAUUCCCAAUCCAAUGUAGGAGGAAUUUAGCCUCCCAUUGGUGAAAUGAAGCCUGUUCUGGACACUCCUAAGGUGGGGAGGGGGCUCAGAUCAGGCUCUUGGUGUUAGACAGAGGUCAUUAUUGGGGAUGUGGGGACCCCAGACCUCUUCUAUGAAUAUAUGAGAAUUUAACACAUCUCUGGCCUUGUGCUGGAAUUCCGGGGCACUCCAGUCAGGCCCGGAGCCCUGGAAAUUCCCGACAGGUGUGAAAGGACUUCCACUUCCUUGGGAGGGAGAUCCUCCUUGUAGGGAAGAGAUCCCUACAGUAGGGAAGAUCCUCCUUGUAGGAAAGGGAUCCCUACAGUAGCCAAGAUGUGUGUUUUGUUUUUUUUUUUUAAGUUUUCCUCCUCUGAUCCUGGGAAGAAGAGUUCUUUGGUGAUUCUUCUCUGCUGUUGGCCCAGGUCAAAAGCAUCUUCAUUGAUGUGAAACAAAAGCCUGGUCUGAAGCCAGUUCCUACCUGGGAGACAGCUGGGCUGAGAGGAGGGGAGCGCGGCAGCGGAGCGGGGGUCCUGCCCUGGCUGUCCGCUGCAGAUCCUAGCUCGGGAAGCGAGCUCCCCUCUCUGUGUGAGGGGCAAGCAGGUAACCCAAGCUGGGCUCUGGGCAAGGUGCUCUGGAGAGGCAAACCCUUGCUGUCUUGAGCCAUUCUGUGUGCAGCGGUGACACUUAAUGUUCCCUUGCCACUGCCCCACCCAGAUUCCUCAAGGUCAGGCCAACUUUGUGUUCGUCUGACUGUCUCGUUUUGCAAAAUAAAUCAGAGGAGAUGGUAUUGGGUCGCUCACUACUCUGGCCAUCCCAUCCUGGAGGGGGUGCCUCCUAGACGCCCCCUGGUGCCCUGGGGAGGAGUCAGAAAUCCCUAGAAACACUAACAAAACGACUGCCCCAGAGGAGGGUGUCAGGGACUGACUCACUCACUCUGGCGUGAGCAGGUCCCGGUCAGCUUUUUGUAUGAUCCAGGACUGGCCGGUGCCUCUGUUUCAUUCCUCUGAAAUGGAUCUGUGAUCUCCAACUGAUACUGGGACAUCAUCUCUUUAUUCUUCCUCCCCCACUGUUGAUUUUAGUGAGUUCGGAAUAUUUGAGCUAUUAUUUCAUGAGCUGUUUUGUUUAAGGAGCUAAUUCUUCAAGAGAUAGUUGGGGCUGUAGACACAGAUCUUUUUAAACCCACGAGAACUACUAGGGCGGAGGCUGGUUGACCUGCCUUGGAAUCUGUGAAUAUCACAAAGCAGUGUCUGGUGCUCCUUUCUGCAGCCCAGAUGUUGUGUGAGUGUCUGCACACGCGGAAACGUACAGCAGGUCUGAGCAUUGCGAAUUCUCGUGAAUUCCUUUCCCUUUCACUUUUCCUUUCCCUUUCCCUUUCCCUUUCCUUUUCCCUCCCUCUCUCCCUCCCUCUCUCUCUUUCUUUUCUUUAAGUUUUCAUGAAUUCUUGAGCCCGAGGGAAGUUCUCUGCCAUAGACUGGACGUUUGUGUUGCCUCAAAAAUCAUAUGUUGAAGCCUAACCCCCAAUGCGAUGGAAAGGGGUGGGGGAUUAGUUCAUGAAGGCAGAGCCCUCAUGAAUGAGAUUAGUGCCCCUAUAAAGAGACACCCGUAGAGCUCCCUCGCUCGCCCCUUCGGCCUUGUUGGGGACCUAACAGGAAGGCAGCUGCCUGAAGUCCUCACCAGACUUGGAAUGAACCAGCGCGGGAUCUUGGCUGGAUCUUCCAGCCUUCAGAAUUGUGAGAGGGGCGCCGGGGUGGCUCAGUGGGUUAAAGCCUCUGCCUUCGGCUCAGGUCAUGAUCCCAGGGUCUUGGGAUC